UUAAAUUUUUUUGGCAAAGGCUCCUGCAAAGCAGUAGGGACUGGGCCUACGAAGAUGGCAGCCGCAUACGUGUUUGGUUUUCUGCUUGUCUUUGGACUGGCUGGGGCUUUCCACCCAAUCCUGAGGAAUGAGCAACCAGCUUUCAUGGAAGACCUGCGCGGGGUCAGCAGCAGGAUCGUCGCCGGCUGGCCUGCAGUCGACGGGCAGAUCCCCCAUCAGGUCAGCAUCCGGAUGGUAAGCGCGGCCGGCGCCGUCUCAUCCUGCGGCGGCUCCGUCAUCCACCACAACUGGGUCAUCACUGCUGCUCACUGCGUGGCCAACCGCAUCACCUUCGUCAUCCGCUUCGGCCUCACCAACAUCACCCAGCCGCAGAUCAUCCUGGAGUCCACGCGCAAGUACAUCCACCCUGGCUACAUCGAGAUCCUGGCGGGAGUCCAGCCCGAUGACAUCGCUCUGGUCGGGAUUGACCAGCACAUUCCUUAUGGACCAUUCAUCCAGCCCUGCCGCCUGCAGAACUCGGAGGAUAAGAACCAGGACUACACCGGACACAGGUUGACAGUCAGCGGCUACGGAAUGACUGACGACUCUUGGAACGGUGGUACAACAUCCGAGAUUCUCUUAUGGACGUUCCUGCGAGGCAUCUCAAACGCCGAGUGCCGCAGCUGGUACAUCAGCGGCAUCGUCCAGGAUACGACCAUCUGUGCAGAGUUCUACAAUAACACUGCACAGUCUUCUUGUCAGGGUGACAGCGGCGGUCCCCUGACGAAGGUGGACGUAGAUGGCAAGCCUACCAUGAUCGGCGUCGUCAGCUUUGGAUCCACUGCGGGUUGCAACAGCCCUUGGCCUUCAGCGUACGUGCGCCCCGGCCACUACCACGACUGGUACGUGUCGGUGACCGGCAUCAACUUCGACUGGAAAACCGAGGACCUGAUUCCCGUAACAGAGGAAUCUUCCUAGGAAGACUCGUUCAUAAGUCCGGUCGCCGAGCGUCUAGAAUUUCGUCCAAUGACCCCAAGCUACCCAUCCUUAUCGCUCGCGCGUAAUUAUAUUGCUCUCGCAGCAGUGUUAGUGUGCGAUGGACGAAAUUCUACGUGCUCGGCGACCGGACUCUAGGCACUCUCUGAAGACGCAACGAUCAACGCUUAAAUUGAUUAAAACCGACUCGCAAAAAUUAAGCACUAAAAUAGAAAAAUACAUACAUAAAAACAAUACCAAUUCAACGGAGAACCUCUUCCUUUUAUUGAAGUAGGUAAAAAAAUUGUGUUUCAAGAGUAUUUUGUCUGUUGCAGAAUAUAGUAAACGUAAGCUUUUCCACCAAUAAAUUAAUUUUUUAACAUA
This is a messenger RNA of Ostrinia nubilalis (European corn borer), 1338 nucleotides long. RefSeq names its product collagenase-like. The record is from RefSeq and is a predicted model, not a curated record. Gene Ontology annotation, biological process: proteolysis. The transcript has 8 exons. Lineage: Eukaryota; Metazoa; Arthropoda; Insecta; Lepidoptera; Crambidae. The coding region runs from base 55 to 957 and encodes 300 amino acids. Gene Ontology annotation, molecular function: serine-type endopeptidase activity.